Molecule: messenger RNA, 15650 nt
Organism: Nothobranchius furzeri (turquoise killifish)
Lineage: Eukaryota; Metazoa; Chordata; Actinopteri; Cyprinodontiformes; Nothobranchiidae
Source: RefSeq, a predicted model, not a curated record
CUCCUUCUCCCUCGCUGCUCCCUAUCGACUCGUGCAGCCAUUUUACGCAGGAUGAAUCCAAUCAUGUCGUGAGGAAGAGCUCGCUGCUCCACCUGGGCAGAACCACCAGCGUCCCGGUGCUCGGAACCAGCAGCCCAGAAGGGGAGUGAGGCAGGCAGCCAGGCAGGAGGUGGUGGAGGAGGGGGCGCAGGAAAAUGGUGAAGAGGAAAAGCCUGGAUGAGAACGAGCCGGAGUGCGGGAAGGGAGUCCCGUUUCCCAUCCAGACCUUCCUAUGGAGACAGACCAGUGCUUUUCUGCGUCCAAAGUUGGGGAAACAAUAUGAAGCUUCCUGUGUGUCUUUUGAGCGGGUGCUGGUGGAAAACAAGCUGCACGGGCUGUCACCAGCACUGUCAGAGGCGAUCCAGAGCAUCUCCCGCUGGGAGCUGGUCCAGGCGGCGCUGCCUCAUGUCCUCCACUGCACCUCCAUCCUGCUGUCCAACAGGAACAAGCUGGGCCACCAGGACAAGCUGGGUGUGGCUGAGACCAAACUCCUCCACACACUGCACUGGAUGCUGCUUGAUGCCGCCCAGGAGUGUAACCACGAGCCCAUCAUGGGCCCAGGCUGGUCCCGGGGAGGCAGCGGCAGCAGUGCUUUCCUUCAACCUGUUGGGAACCAGGGUUCAUCCCCCGGAGUUCCAGGAUCUGGCUCCGGCUCUGCCCUCGGAGGAUCUGGACCCCAGCAUGGCAGCUCCCUGCUGGAGGAUGACGAACAUGCACGGACCAAGCUGUUCCACAAGAGCAUGGCCACAGUGGAGCUGUUCGUGUUCCUGUUUGCUCCGCUCAUUCAUCGCAUUAAGGAGUCGGAUCUGACCUUCAGACUUGCCAGCGGGUUGGUAAUAUGGCAGCCAAUGUGGGAGCACCGGCAGCCCGACAUCCCUGCUUUUACUUCUUUGAUCAAACCCGUCAGAAACAUUGUGACAGCCAAGAGGAACUCCCCAGUCAAUAACCAGUGCAGCCCUUGUGGAUCUGGCAACCCGAGUCCCAUGGGCUUCCAGGUGGUGUGUGAGGCCGCCCAAUCAGAUUCCUCCUCCCCCGCAGGUGGUGAGCAGAGCUGUCGUCGUGGUAACUCUGUGGAUAAAGGUGGCACGUCCCAGCAAGCCCCACCUUCCAAAGGACCCUCCAAGAAAAAGACAUCAGCCCCAGCCGGCCUUCCCCCGUCUCUAUCCCAGCGAGCGCGUUAUGCCACUUAUUUUGACGUGGCAGUGCUGCGCUGCCUACUGCAGCCUCAUUGGACAGAGGAGGGUGUGCACUGGGCAUUGAUGUACUACCUGCAGCGCCUGAGGCAGAUCUUGGAGGAGAGACCUGAACGCAACCCAGAACCUUUGGUCACACCUCUGCCACGUCCACGCAGCAGCUCCAUGGUGGCCGCCACCCCCUCACUGGUAAACACCCACAAAACUCAGGAUAUGAGUCUGAAGUGCAACGAAGAGGGAAAAUCUCUCAGUACAGAGACAUUUGCAAAGGUGUCUCUGACUAACCUGCGGCGUCAGGCAGUCCCUGACCUGUCCUCUGAUCUGGGCAUGAACAUCUUCAAAAAGUUUAAGAACAGGCGUGAGGACCGGGAGAGAAAGGGCUCCAUCCCCUUCCACCACACAGGAAAGAAGCGCCAGCGUCGAAUGGGAGUACCUUUCCUGUUACACGAGGACCACCUGGACGUCUCACCCACACGCAGUACCUUCUCCUUUGGGAGCUUCUCUGGCCUUGGAGACGAGCGGCGAGCUUUGGAUCGUGGAGGCUGGCAAGCCACCAUCAUGGGCAAGUUCACACGCAGAGGCAGCACAGACACUGCUGCAGAUGCAGACAGCCUGAGUGCCAAACACUCUCAUUCCCACCACUCCCUGCUCCGAGACAUGCCCGACCACUCCAACAGCCACAGCGAUAAUACAGUGAAAGAAGUUCGAUCUCAGAUCUCCACCAUCACCAUGGCAGCGUUCAACACAACUGUGGCUUCCUUCAACGUGGGGUAUGCCGACUUUUUCACAGAACACAUGAAGAAACUCUGCAACCCGGUUGCCAUGCCCGAGAUCCCUGCAGAGCCCCUGGCCUGCGCAAACCUGCCCCGAAGUUUCACCGACUCUUGCAUAAACUACUCCUGUCCGGAGGAGGGGGAGAACAUCGAGGGGACCAAUAACUUUGUCCUGAAAAAUGGCAUGCUAGAUCUCACUGCCAUCCUGCGGGCGCUUUACGCUGUCCUCAGCCACGACAUCAGCUCCCGGAUCUGUGAUGUGGCUCUCAACAUCAUCGACUGCCUCCUCCAGCUGGGUGUGGUACCCGGCAUGGGCAAAAAACUGUCCAAGCCAGAUAACAAAGAGAACCAAGAGGCGCGGUCUAAAGACUCGGUCAGCCAAGGUUUCGCAGGAGGAGUGCAAGGGGGUGGGUCCAUUUCAGGAGAUGGGGGCGGUGGAGGAGGUGGAAGUGGUGGAGGAAGUGGGCAAGGGAGCAAGGACGAUGUGAAAAACAACAAGGAUAACGAGAAAACGGACGAGAAUUCUGGUCUCAGCACUCACCGCCUGGCCUUAACCAUGCUGAUCAAGAUAGUCAAGUCUCUGGGCUGUGCUUACGGCUGUGGUGAGGGGCACCGGGGACUGUCAGGAGAUCGCCUCAGGAUGCAGGCUCAAAACUGCUUGACCAACCUGUACAAACUGGACAAGGUUCAAUUUCGCCAAACAAUGCGCGAGUAUGUGAACAAAGACUCCCUCAAUAACAUUGUGGACUUCCUGCAUGCACUGCUGGGCUUCUGCAUGGAGCCCAUCACUGACAAGUACGGCAGUGCAGGUGAGAGGUCCAGGAGGGCGAAAAAAAGAAACAUCGACAAGGCGGGCUUUGGCAACAACUUCGCCACAGGGGACAACAAGUCUCUGGCCCAGAACAUGGAGGCGGUGGUGGUGGGCUGCAUGUUCAAGUCUCUCAUCACCCGCUGCGCCUCAACCACACAUGAGCUGCACAGCCCCGAGAAUCUGGGUCUAUACUGUGACAUCCGCCAGCUGGUCCAGUUUAUCAAAGAGGCUCAUGGAAACGUGUUCCGCAGGGUGGCACUGAGCGCGCUCCUGGACAGCGCCGAGAAAGUCACGACCACCAAGAAACCUGAUGAGAGGGAUGAAAACAAACAGCUUGGACCUCGGAGGUCUGAGGUGGGUGUGUCCGGGGAGAAGGGUCAGGUGUCCAGUGCUGCAGAUGAGUGUCGCAGCUGCAUCUCCAGUAGACUCCCCCAGACCCCCGAACAUGACGAACAGAUCCCGGGUGCUCUUCUUGGCAGGAAGGACUUUUGGAGGAAAAUGUUCAAGUCGCAGAGCGCCGCCAGUGACACCAGCAGCCAGUCGGAGCAAGACACCUCAGAGUGCACCACCGCUCACUCCGGCACCACUACAGACCGCCGCUCACGAUCCAGAUCCAGACGCAUUUCACUACGCAAGAAACUGAAACUCCCAAUAGGAAAUUGGUUGAAACGUUCGUCCCUGUCUGGACUGACUGAUGGUGUUGAGGACCUGCUGGAUAUCAGCUCAGUGGAUCGACUCUCUUUCAUCCGUCAGAGUUCAAAGGUGAAGUUCACGAGCGCUGUGAAGCUAUCUGAAGGGGCUGCUGUCGGGCCAGAGUAUGGCCGAGACGAGGAGGAGAAUUUCUUCAAGCGGCUCGGUAAAUGGAGGUCUGGCAGGAGGAAUCCAUCCAAGCUUCACCACACAGAAGAGAAAGAUGGACCACAUGGUUUUCAGGAACGACUUGCAGCCAGUCAGGAGGCAAUGAAGAAUAAAAACGUAGUGAAUCUGGGUGCAAUCCGACAAGGAAUGAAGCGCUUCCAGUUUCUUCUCAACUGCUGUGAACCGGGAACCAUCCCUGAUGCGUCCAUUCUAGCUGCUGCUUUAGAUUUGGAAGCACCGGUCGUGGCUCGGGCUUCCCUCUUCCUAGAAUGUGCCAGAUUUGUCCAUCGCUGUAACCGCGGUAACUGGCCAGAGUGGAUGAAGGGCCAUCACGUGAACAUCACCAAGAAAGGCCUGUCCAGGGGCCGCUCGCCAAUAGUGGGCAACAAGAGGAAUCAGAAGCUGCAGUGGAACGCAGCUAAACACUUCUGCCAGUGGGGGGAUGCAAUUGGCACCAGGCUCAGCGAACUCUGUCACUCUGAUAGUGAAAGCCCCGCAAACAUCCUGGGUUAUAUUUAUGAUGAAGAAACCAAGCGAAGAAUGAGGAAAGAAGAUGAAGAGGAGGACUAUUUAGAUGAUAACACGGUCAAUCCUACCAAAUGUGGCUGCCCCUUUGCCCUAAAGAUGGCUGCCUGCCAGUUGUUGUUGGAAAUCACCACAUUCCUGCGAGAGACCUUCCCCUGCUUAUCCCGUCCUCGCACUGAACCGCUCGUGGAUCUGGACAGCUGCCGUCUGCGUCUGGACCCAGAACUUGGUCGUCAUCGCUACGAGAGGAAGAUCAGCUUUGCCGGCAUCCUCGAUGACGAAGACGGGCAUGACUCGCUGAACAGCAGCAGCCACACGCUGAAGUCUGACACUACCUGUGAUGAGAAGAAGAUCCAGGAGGUCCAGGAUAAUCUCUCCCCACUCCCCUGCUCCCCAGCACCCAUUAGGAGGAUCCGCAUAGGAGGUUCCCGGCUGCUCCAGAUCAAAGGAGCCCGCAGUUUUCGUGUGAAGAAAGGCGGCUCCCUGUCUUCGAUUCGCCGGGCAGGGAGCCUGAAGAGCACUAAGCUGUCUCGGCAGGACUCCGAGUCGGAGAACGAAGAGGGGCUGCUGUCACAAACACAGAGCAGGGACACGGUAACGGACAUCGGAAGCCCAUUCAGCACCAGUGAACCCAGUAUCGAGCCCGAGGGUCAGAGUUCAGGAGGAACUGAGGACAACUACCACCGCAACAUGUCCUGGCUCCACAUUAUGAUUCUGCUGUGCAACCAGCAGAGUUUCAUCUGCACACACAUAGACUUCUGCCACCCGCGCUGCUACCAGCACCACGGUCGCUCCUGUGCUCGCCUGGUCCGCGCCAUAAAACUUGUGUACGGCGAGUCGGUGGACAGUCUAAGAGACGACAGCGGUGCUGCUCACACUGGAGGCCGGGCAAAGAAAAACAAAGAGUGUUCAGACAAGUCGUGCUUGAGAACACCAUCCAUGAAGAGAAAACCCAACGACAACAGCACAGAAGGGAAAAAGGACACCGGCAUGCUCAAGUACAUCCGUAACCAGGUAAUGAGUUUGUCCCCAGCUCCUCUGUCCCUGCUCAUCAAAGCUGCUCCCAUCCUCACGGAUGGCAUGUACGGAGACAUCCAGCCUGCUGCCUGGGAACUCCUGCUCAGCGUGGAUGAACAUAUGGCAGCUGCAGCUGCCGCCAUGUUCCUUCUCUGUGCGGUAAAGGUUCCUGACGCGGUGACCGAAAUGAUGACGGCAGAGUUCCAGCACCAGGAGGCCUGCCAGCGCAUUAACUCCAUCCUGAAGUUCUACACCUUGUGGCGUUUCCGCUACCAGGUGUGGCCCCGCAUGGAGGAGGGGGCCCAGCAGAUUUUUAAGAUUCCUCCACCCAGCAUCAACUUCACACUGCCAUCUCCCAUCCUGGGAAUGCCUUGUGUCCCCAUAUUCGACCCUCCCUGGGUGCCGCAGACAACCGGCAGCGUCCAAGACCCGAUCAACGAAGACCAGUCUUACCCCACAUUAAUUCAGUCAGUCCAUACCAUAAAAUCCUUCUCUGCGCGGGCAGUGUCGCGAUCCCACCAGCGGGCCGAACACAUCCUGAAGAACCUGCAGCAGGAGGAGGAAAAGAGACGUCUGGGCCGCGAGGCGAGCAUCAUCACGGCCAUCCCGGUGGCACAGGAGGCCUGCUACGAGCCCACGUGCAGCCCUCCGCCCGAACAGGAAGAGGAAGCAGAAGAAGUGGUGAACCUGGCAUCACGCCGCCUAUCUGUCAGCCCAUCCUGCGCCUCCAGUAACUCCCAUAGGAAUUAUUCUUUCCGUCGUGGUUCUGUUUGGUCCAUUCGCUCACUGGCAAGUGCAGAAGAUGAGGAGAACACAACAGAACACACUCCUACUCACCACAUGCUGCAGCCACCUCAGUCUGUCUUCCCAGCAUGCAUCUGUGCAGCAGUCCUGCCGAUAGUGCACCUGAUGGAAGACGGUGAAGUGAGAGAGGAUGGCGUAGCCGUGAGUGCUGUCGCCCAGCAAAUCCUGUGGAAUUGCCUGAUUGAAGAUCCAGCUCUGGUUCUCCGUCACUUCCUGGAAAAACUCACUGUGAGCAACAGACAGGAUGAGCUGAUCUACAUGCUCAGGAAGCUGCUACUCAACAUCGGAGAUAUGCCUGCUCAGACCUCUCACAUCCUCUUUAACUACCUGGUGGGGCUCAUCAUGUACUUUGUGCGAACUCCCUGUGAAUGGGGUAUGGACGCUAUCUCGGCCACAUUGACCUUCCUCUGGGAGGUGGUAGUGUAUGUAGAGGGGCUCUUCUUUAAGGACCUGAAGCAGACCAUGAAGAAGGAGCAGUGUGAGGUCAAACUGCUGGUCACUGCGUCCAUGCCAGGAACCAAAACUCUGGUGGUACAUGGUCAGAACGAAUGUGACAUCCCAACACAGCUACCGGUCCAUGAAGACACACAAUUCGAUGCCUUGUUGAAGGAAUGUCUUGAAUUCUUCAACAUUCCCGACGCCAGAUCAGCUCACUACUUCCUUAUGGACAAAAGAUGGAACCUCAUCCAUUACAACAAGACCUAUGUCAGAGACAUCUACCCUUUUCGAAGGUCCGUUUCUCCCCAGCUAAACCUUGUUCACAUGCUGCCUGAGAAAGGACAAGAACUCAUCCAGAAACAGGUGUUUUCUCGGAAACUAGAGGAGGUUGGUCGGGUCCUCUUCCUGAUUUCCCUCACACAACGCAUUCCAUCUAUGCACAAGCAGUCUCACGUCUCCUUGCUACAGGAAGACCUGCUUCGACUUCCCUCCUUCCCACGAACCGCCAUUGAUGCUGAGUUUUCCCUUUUUAAUGAGCCACAAGGUAAGGAGCUGUUUGGUUUUGACACCCUUCACAAGGUGCUGUGGAUCAAGCUGCUGGAGGAGAUGUUCUUGGGCAUGCCCAGUGAGUACCCCUGGGGCGAUGAGAUGAUGCUGUUUCUCAACGUCUUUAACGGGGCAUUGCUGCUACACCCAGAGGACAGCUCCCUCCUCAGGCAAUACACUGCCACCGCCAUCAACACAGCAGUCCACUUCAAUCACCUCUUCUCCCUGAGUGGAUACCAGUGGAUCCUCCCAACAAUGCUUCAGGUCUAUGCGGACUAUGAGAGCAACCCUUUGCUGCGACAGGGCAUCGAGUUCUGCUGCCGGCAAUUCUACAUCCUCCACAGAAAACCUUUUGUCCUCCAGCUGUUUGCUAGUGUGGCUCCACUGCUGGAAUUCACUACAAGCACUAGCACUGGUCUAUCUAAAGGAGUUUCAGCUCAGUGUCUUUUUGACUUGAUGGUCUCUCUGGAGGGGGAAACCCUGGAUGCUCUAGACGCUCUGGAGUUGGUCAAGGCUGAAAAACCUCUUUGCUCUCUUGAUUUCUGUUAUGGCAAUGAAGACUUAGCCUUUUCUAUCAGUGAGGCCAUCAAGUUGUGUGUUACUGUGGCUGCCUAUGCUCCUGAGUCCUUCAGGAGUUUCCAGAUGCUGAUGGUGUUGGAAGCUCUGGUUCCCUGCUACCUCCAAAAGCUCAAAAGCAAUACGGUCACCAUGGAAUCUGCAUCUGCCGCCCGGGAUGAGAUUGCCGCCAUCGCUGCUCUAGCAACAUCUCUGCAGGCUCUCCUAUAUAGCUCAGAGUCGCUUACAAGGCCAAUGACAGCUCCACAGAUCUCCCGUGGUGAUCAGGGCCACAAGGGUGGCACCACAGCCAACCAUACCAUGUCUGGAGGCAUCAACACUAGGGACAAUCUCCACCUGGUGGAGGAGGGUCAAGGCAUGCCAAAGGAAGAGUUAGAUGAGCGCAAUGCGAGGGAGGAGUUCCGCCGGCCACGGGAGUCAUUGUUAAACAUUUGCACAGAGUUUUACAAACACUGUGGACCACGACUCAAAAUCCUUCAGAAUGUUGCUGGUGAGCCUCGGGUCACAGCUCUGGAGCUGCUGGAUAUCAAAUCCCACAUGAGAUUGGCAGAAAUUGCCCAUGCUCUUCUCAAGCUGGCUCCCUACGACACCUUGACCAUGGAGAGCCGAGGUCUACGGCGCUACAUCAUGGAAAUGCUUCCUAUCACCGACUGGUCAUCUGAGGCUGUCCGUCCGGCCCUUAUCCUCAUCCUCAAAAGGCUGGACCGCAUGUUCAACAAGAUUCACAAGAUGCCCACGCUCAGGUGCGCUCGCCCUCAGGCACUGUGCACCAGGAGACAGGUAGAGUGGGAGGCAGCCAGCAACCUGAUCGAGGGAAUCUGUCUGACCCUACAGCGCCAGCCAAUUAUCUCCUUCCUCCCUCACCUCCGCUCACUGAUUAACGUCUGCGUCAACCUGGUCAUGGGUGUGGUCGGUCCAUCCAGCGUGGCUGAUGGGCUGCCUCUCCUCCAUCUCAGCCCCUACCUCUCUCCUCCACUCCCUUUCAGUACAGCCGUGGUUCGGCUGGUUGCACUGCAGAUCCAGGCCCUGAAGGAUGACUUUCCUCUCAGUCAUGUGAUCUCACCUUUCACCAAUCAAGAGAGGCGAGAGGGGAUGCUGCUUAACCUGCUCAUCCCUUUUGUUCUGACAGUGGGCUCUGGAAGCAAAGAUAGCCCCCACCUAGAACAGCCAGAGGUCUUCCUCCUCCUUCAGACUGUCAUUAACAUCCUGCUGCCUCCUCGGAUCAUCUCUACGUCCCGCACCAAGAACUUCAUGCUGGAUGCUUCGCCGGCUCACUGCUCCACACCUGGCGACACUGGGAAGGACCUCCGUAGAGAAGGAUUGGCAGAGUCCACCAGCCAAGCUGCUUAUCUUGCGCUGAAGGUGGUGUUGGUUUGCUUUGAACGCUCAUUGGGGAACCAAUGGUACCGCCUAAGCCUACAGGUGAAAGAGAUGGCUCUGAGGAAGGUGGGGGGUUUGGCUUUCUGGGACUUUAUUGACUUCAUUGUGAGAACCCGUAUUCCCAUUUUCGUCCUUCUAAGACCCUUCAUACAAUGCAAGUUACUUACCCAGCCAGCAGACUCCCAGGAGGAAAUAACAGCACGCCACCACAUAGCGGAUCAGUUAGAGCGACGCUUCAUACCUAGACCUCUUUGCAAGAGCUCACUGUUUGCAGAAUUCAACAAUGAACUCAAGAUCCUGAAAGAGGCUGUACACAGUGGCUCAGCAUACCAGGGAAAGACGUCAAUCAGCACCGUUGGAACAUCCACAUCAGCCUAUCGCCUCAGUUUGGCUACAAUGUCCCGGUCCAACACGGGCACUGGGACCGUUUGGGAGCAGGACAGCCAGCCUUCACGUCAGCCCUCACAGGACACACUCAGCCGUACUGACGAGGAUGAUGAAGAGAAUGACUCCAUGAGUAUUCCCAGCGUGGUGAGUGAGCAUGAGGCUUUCCUGCCCAGAGUGAUGUCACAGCGUCGUUUCUCCAGCCACGUCACCGGAUCGGCAUCCUUGCAGCCCGAGGCAACCCGUACCACUAUGCUGCCUAGCCAAAGUGAACCCAAUGUGCUAGAUGAGUUCCAGGGUCUUCUGCAGGAGGGUAGCCUCUCUAGGGUUGCCAGUGUGCAGAGUGAACCAGGCCAGCAGAACCUCCUCAUCCAGCCCCCAUUGGGAAGGAAACGAGGACUCAGACAGCUGCGGCGCCCCCUGUUGUCCAUUCCAAAGACUGAACCUCGAGGUCGUUCUGGAGCCAGACUCUCCACGACGCGCAGGAGCAUCCAGCCCAAGAACAAACCACUGGAAACUUUAUUGGACUGUGAAGCACACGGUGACCAGAAGAGGUCGGUGACUUUUACAGAGACUCAGAACCAGCAGGCGUGUCAGGGCGCUGCAGAGACACCAGCCGAAGACGCGAGGGCCAGUCCUGCUCCUUCAAAGUCUCCGACACUGGAGGUUCCUCCUGUUGUCACAGCAACGGUCAAUCCUGACGUCCGCACACAGGUUCCUCCAGCCAAAAGCAGCAAGGAGAAGAGGGAGCAGUGGGGCCUCCGCAGCAGCCUCUCCCCUCCCCCCUCCAUCUCCCGCCCCUCCACCCCAACAACCCCAUCCCGAACCUGCUCCCCUCUACCUUUCUCCCGCACCUCCUCUCCACUUCCCCCUCCCCUCCCGGUGCUGUGCACAAUGCCCACCCCUGGCCCCCUUUUGCCUCCGGCUCCACUUCUACCACAGGGUCCAAACGGCAUCAGGGAGAGUCCUGGAGACGAGGACACCACAGCACUCCUGCCGCCCUGCGAUACCCUGCUGCAGCUCAGCGAGGAUGAUGGCACUGAGAACCCUCUCCUCACCCCGCUGCUGUCUGCCCCAUCACCCCAUCAUUCAUCCUAUCAAUUCCCUCUCCCCAUGUCCCCUGUUGACCUGGAUCUGGAUGAGUCCCAUGUUUGAACAUCUGAUUGCAGAGGACAAGUGUACAUCUGAUCCUCUGACGAUCGAAAGGUUUGGGGUUUGUUUUUCCCUCAGCUUGUCCUUUAAACAAACAUCCUGUUGUCCCUUCAAAAUAAAAUGUAUGAAACUGUUGAAUUUAUUAUUUAAAAAUCUGUUCUUUAGCUAAGGGAUGAAUGUAUGUUACUGUAUUUCACUACUUCAUUGUAGAUGUUACAAAUUUUUAAACACUGGAUGUUUAAAACACCUCAAACGGAGAUCAGAUUUCUUAUUUAAUUCUAUUUUCAUUCUGUAGCAAUACAUAUCAGAAUUAUUUAACUAAAAUAUUGCUAAGAAUUUAAAAUAUAGAAAAUGUUUAUUAGAAAAGGAAAAUUCUGUUGUGUAUAUUAGAAACAUAGGUAUAACAGCCAAACAGAAUUUACUCACAACUUUUAGCCAAAUCUGUUACAUGUAUGUUAAACAUGAAGGAGAAAUGUUUUGGUGAUCAGCUUGUCAGUUGCUUUGAUAAGUGUGUAUUUGAAGCCAUCACGAGCAGCUAAAGCUGUCGUAGUUGCCCCGUUUUAAUAGAAAAGCAAUAUUAAAUCAGCCCCUUUAAGUCGCUUUUUUAAUUUUUAUUUUUAUUUUAUUUUAUUUUUUUUACUUUUUCGAGUGUGUAAGUGUUAUAGGGAGAAAAACUGGUGGACAAAUAACAGAACUUAUGAAAACCAGGCUUUAAAUUAUCUCAAUUUUUUUGCACUGCUAUGUGUUAACUUUUCAGCACAUUGUGUUUGUGACCAAAGACUAUAGUCUCAGUGGUCUUUGCUGUUGAAUACAGUAUAUAAAAUGUAAGAUGAUAAAAGAAAAAAAACUGUUGAUUUAUUAACAAACUUGUCCUGUUGUUUCAGUGCUGCUUCUGUGAUGUUUUAUGUUUAAAUCAGCAGCAGAACAGAUCCUCAUAUUACAACUGUGAUGCAGUAGAUACCUCAUUGCUAAUAUAUGGGGUGCCGAUUGUAAAACUAAUACAUGAAAUACAUUUAAAAAAUAACAGCUGUAUUUGACCAUAUUAGUUUCAAGUGAUGUUAAAAAUAAGUAUUUUGUAUGAAAUCCAAAUACAUAAAAGUGUUCUACUUAUCAACAUGAGUAUGUUGAAUCAAAUCUAAAUUAAAGUUUGUAGUAUAAAAUGAACUAUAUAGAGCUCCGGGAGUUGACGUCACAACAACAACAACAACGCAACAGUUCAAAUCGAAACGGCGCCAUAUUGGCAGGCAGAAGCCCGCAGCUGGACUAUUUGUCAUUGUCAGAAAACUCAAUCAAAUGGGAAAUAUGGUAGAUUCCUGUUGUGCCCCAGGAUGCAGAACAGACGCGGACGACAUAAGGAAUGAGCCAUCUACUGGAUUCCCCAAGAACCGGAGUGCCAUAAACGUUUGAUCAGUGCAGUAAAACGCGCUAGUGACCGGGCUGAAAUGAAGCUGUGGGAUCAAUUCAUAUCAGGUACUUAAACCAACGUUUCCUCAACUGCAUAUGGUAUUUAUUUUAAAUGCUUUUAUUACGAUUCUUAGUGGGCUUCCUAAACUUAUUUUGGCGUGGCUUUUUCUGUCUUAUUACUCAUAGCAGCAAGUAAACAUCACGUAAAACGUUGCCUCGUGAGUUCUGCGCGCUGCCGUUUGCGUGUUUUAUGAUCACAGCAAUUAACCGGCUAAGCUGUAUUUAAUUUUUAAGCAAUGGUUGAACGAUUGUCAGAUCAAACACAUAAAAAGCACUUUGGAUUGCUAUUAUCCGUCUCACCGAGACAGAUCUCAGACAGAUCCUGAGACGCUCCUGCCUGACAUAUUUAUUUUAUUCACGGAAAAAAAUCUAACUAGUGAUUUCUCUUGGUAUUCAGUUUAUACAUUCAAACAGCACUCUAUUUAAACUACUUACAUGUAAAUCUAUAUUAUUUGUCCAUCCAUCCAUUUUCAUCCACUUAUCCGGAGUCGUGUCACGGGGGCAGUAGCCUAAGUGAGAGGCCCAGACUUCCCUCUCCCCAGCCACUUGGGCCAGCUCCUCCGGGGGAAUCCCAAGGCAUCGCCUGGCCAGGUCCACUCCGGCAGCUUCUGGCAUUUUUAAAAAGUAUCCCAGGGGCAUGGUAAGGGUCGGAGAUGUUUAGUCUAUUUAAUUUCUGACUAAAUAAAACGAUUUCUUUGGUUUUGAAGAGUGAAGUAAACUCAGACGGAGGAAAAUCCAAGCCGAUCCCGUUCAUUUUGUUUACCUUUGUUGCCUGCCAACAUGGCGUCUACUCUCUGAGAGUCAUGUGACGUCCGGAGCUCUAUAACAUAAUUAAAACCUUAAUACUCACUAUAAAGUCUAAAUAAUAAUUAAUCUCAAAGUCUGUAAAUUUGGAAUUCAUCAUAAGUUUUAUGUUAUGUAGUUAGAUUUGCAUUUGGUAUUAGGUACUUAGUUAUUUUAUAUUUUAUAUAGAAUCCAUAUCCAUAUACCGUAUUUACUAUAGUGAUGUUAAAAGUAAAUAUUUCGUAUGAAAUUCAAAUACACAAAAAUGUUCUAAAUAUAAAUACAGUAUGUAGAGUCAAAUCUAAACAAUAUAUUUGUAUAUUUGUAGUUUAAUAUUAAAUAUAUAAUAAUGGAAACCUUAAUGCUCACAAUAAAAUCUAAAUAAACGAUGCUGAAUCUAAAUAUUUUCACAUUUGGAAUUGAUUGUAGGUUUUAUGUUAUAUUUUUAAAAGUAUUAUUACAAAUAAAACUAAACUCUAAAUAUUUAAAGUCAGAAAAAAUACAAAAUUUUAAUUUUUAAUUGUAUAACUAUAAAUAUAUACAACGUUAAAUAUUUGCAUUUGAUAUUAAGUAAAUGGUUGUUAUUUUAUUGUUUACAGUAUAUAUAAUACUACAAAUAACUUCAAACACAGAGAUCCCCUAGAAAUUUAUGUUCUUUAAGGGCAUUAAAAAACUCACAAUAAAAUUGGCUCGACAGCGCCACCUACAAAGUGAAAAAGAACCCCCUCUAUUGACCUUUUUUAUUGUAGAGUGAUGAAAUUAUGUACACUUGUAGAACUUGCCAAUAUGCACAGAAAAGUCUCUUGCACCCAUGGUCAACAUCAAACAGGAAGUCGGCCAUUUUGGAUUGAAGUAGCAAUUUUGACACAGUUUAGGUCGUUUGUAGGGUCUGUAUUUGAUUGAACAGUUUGGUCAUUUUUCUCACAAUCGUCUCAAAAUGUGUGUGCAAUCAAUCAGAAGGGAUGGGCGAUUAAAAUGAGAAAAUAAAAUUGACUUUUUGUAAAUACUGAAGGUACGGGGCCAGGCCUCAAAAUUUGAUCACUCGCCAAAUAAUUUUAAAUGGCUAUAAUUUCAUAAAUGAAAAUAUUAUAGUUACAACAUUUUCUAUGGGCAUUUCUCAUCGAUCCCCAAAGACAAAUGAAUGGUCGAUUGAAGAUGUCACACAAGCCCCACCCCCUCAGGACCAAAAAGGUCAAGUUUAACUUCUCGCUGCAAGGCAACGGCUCUAACCACUGUGCUACUGUGCAGCCCUUGCCUAUAUACUUCUGCUGAAUAUUCUUAAGACAUAGCUGGAAAAACUGAACCUAUAGAUUUUUCAAAAGUCUAACGAUACCUCAAACACUGACCUGUCACGACACAAUGCUUUACUCUCAAAGCUCCUAAAUUUACUACUUUAACCUAAUCAACAUGAAUCUCUGGCAAAUAGCAGUAGACAAGUUGGGGUCACUUGGUGUCCAGUAUUGGUAGGUUUCAAAAAAGAGCAGCGGUUUGGGGGCAUGGCGAAUUUUGACAUCCCGCCAUGGAAUUACGUUUGCCUCUCAUUUCCUCAAUUCUGAUGUUAUCGGUACAAAAAUUCAGGUGAUUGACACAAAUCCAAACGUCAAUAACCUGAAAAUCUGGUGGCCAUGGUUUUGUUUUUACACUAGCGCCCCCUAGGUCCAUUAAAAAUCUCAGCCCCAAGUCAUGCUUUGACUGAGGGUUGUGAAAUUUUGCACACUUAUGUAGUGUGUCUGGGCCUACAAAGAAGUCUCAUUGAGCCAUGCUCCAAAUCCCACAAGAAGUCAGCCAUUUUGUUCCAAUUACGCUACAGUGUCUCUUUCGAAGCUGGAAUAUUUUGCUAACGUAAAGCCUUUUUAGUGGGAACUGUUGGCAGGCAAGGAGGAAAGGUUGAGUCAGAUUGAGGUGACAGCUCAUAGUGAUCACAGUUUAAUGGACGCUGGGGCGUCUGGCACGCAUGGGCGCUCGUAAACCACUGGUUGCAGGGCGGUGGGAUGGGAGAGCGUCGGGGAUAGAGUGGAGGGGGUGUGGACAGAGGUCGAGCAGCUUCGCUGCGAGGGCUGAACGACGCUGCUUGCAGCUUCCUAUUUAGAUUCAACCUGCUCAAUGGACUCUGACAAUCUUACCAUCAAGGAUGCUAGACGCUAAGACAUCAGAUAGAGGAUUCUUUCACUUCACUUUUGAGCUAAAUUUAUUAUACAUCAGUUUUAAUUUGUGUUCGUUAAAUAUAUAUUUUAAGUCCACCACUUUUAUACUUAGAUAAACUUUAGACAGCUUUCUAGAUUUAGAUUUUAUUCUAAAUUUUUAUUUUUACCACUUUUAGUUUAUUUUUAAACAUUUAGAUCUAAAAUUGAAAUUUCCCGCCAAAUGUUUUAUUUGAGGAGCUAAAUAUGACAAAAUGUAGCUGUUAUUUUUAAUUUAAAAUCAGCACCCAAUAAUUUCAUGCCUUAAUGAAUGUGCAUCAUUAUUCACGACAUGUCAGAUAAUUUAAUCCUCCAGGUCGAGGACUGUGUCAGGAGUAUUCAGAUCUUUCAGUCUUGUCGUUGAUCAUGCUGAAUUUUUGUGCCAUAAUUCACACCAAUGCACUGUGAGUGUUUGUCAUUAUAGCUGCUUUUUCUGUCUUUCUUUUGAUUGUUAAUUUUGUGUACACAGAGAUUAAUUUAUGCACAGCAGGAGAUAUGAAAUAUUAAAGUCUGAAAUUAAAAGAAUCUACUGUUUAAUUUGCAAACCCAAAUUAAAUACUCUAUAAUGAUUAUAUUCUGCCACUAGGAGGCAGUAUUAGGUUUGUCAAAUUAUUGUUUUCUUUUCUAAAUGAGUUGUAUAAUGUCUUUUGCUCAGACUCAGAAUUAUUCUGCUGUAUACUGAAGUAAAGUAUUUCUGCAAUAUAUAAAUAAACAAAUGUUUACAGUG